UGGCCUGGAGGGCUCCUGGGGGAGCUGUGGUUUGCUGCUGAGCCUGUUGUCUGCUCAUCUUCUCAGGUGUGUGGUUGUGUUGUUCAAUCCCCGGAAACACAAACAGCACCACAUCCUCAACAGUUCCAGGAAAACCAUCACUGCCCUUGCCUUCUCCCCUGAUGGCAAGUACUUGGUCACUGGAGAGAGUGGGCACAUGCCUGCCGUACGGGUUUGGGACGUGGCAGAGCACAGCCAGGUGGCCGAGCUGCAGGAGCACAAGUAUGGUGUGGCUUGUGUGGCCUUCUCUCCUAGCGCCAAGUACAUUGUCUCUGUGGGCUACCAGCAUGACAUGAUCGUCAACGUGUGGGCCUGGAAGAAAAACAUUGCGGUGGCCUCCAACAAGGUGUCCAGCCGGGUGACAGCAGUGUCCUUCUCUGAGGAUUGCAGCUACUUUGUCACUGCAGGCAACCGGCACAUCAAAUUCUGGUAUCUCGAUGACAGCAAGACCUCAGAGGUGAAUGCCACUGUGCCCUUGCUGGGCCGCUCAGGGCUGCUGGGAGAGCUACGGAACAACCUGUUCACUGAUGUGGCCUGUGGCAGAGGAAAGAAGGCGGACAGUACCUUCUGCAUCACGUCCUCAGGGCUGCUGUGUGAGUUCAGUGAUCGAAGGCUUUUGGACAAGUGGGUGGAGCUGAGGACCACAGUGGCCCACUGCAUCUCUGUGAGCCAAGACUACAUCUUCUGUGGCUGUGCUGAUGGCACCAUGCACCUUUUCAACCCCUCUAACCUGCACUUCCUUAGCACCUUGCCCCGACCCCAUGCUCUGGGGACAGACAUUGCUAGCAUCACCGAGGCCAGUCGCCUCUUCUCUGGAGUGGCGAAUGCCAGGUAUCCAGACACCAUUGCCUUGACCUUUGAUCCUACUAAUCAGUGGCUGUCUUGUGUGUACAACGAUCAUAGCAUUUAUGUUUGGGAUGUGAGGGACCCCAAGAAAGUGGGCAAGGUGUACUCAGCUCUGUAUCAUUCUUCCUGCAUCUGGAGUGUGGAGGUCUACCCUGAGGUGAAGGACAGUAACCAGGCCUGCCUGCCCCCCAGUUCCUUUAUCACCUGCUCCUCAGACAACACCAACCGCCUGUGGAACACAGAGAGCUCCGGGGUGCAUGGCUCCACCCUCCACCGAAACAUCCUCAGCAGUGACCUCAUUAAAAUCAUCUAUGUGGAUGGGAACACCCAGGCCCUGCUGGACACAGAGCUGCCUGGAGGAGACAAAGCUGAUGCAUCCCUGUUGGAUCCCCACGUGGGCAUCCGCUCAGUGUGUGUCAGCCCCAAUGGACAGCAUCUAGCAUCAGGGGACUGUAUGGGCACACUUAGGGUGCACGAACUUCAGUCCCUGAGUGAGAUGCUGAAGGUGGAGGCCCAUGACUCUGAGAUUCUGUGCCUGGAGUAUUCUAAGCCAGACACAGGUCUGAAACUGCUAGCAUCGGCGAGCCGGGACCGGCUGAUCCAUGUGCUGGAUGCCGGGCGGGAGUACAGCCUACAGCAGACGCUGGACGAACACUCAUCCUCCAUCACUGCUGUCAAGUUUGCAGCCAGUGAUGGGCAAGUCCGCAUGAUGAGCUGUGGAGCAGACAAGAGCAUCUACUUCCGCACUGCGCAGAAGUCUGGAGAUGGAGUGCAGUUCACACGGACACACCACGUGGUGCGGAAGACGACCCUCUAUGACAUGGAUGUGGAGCCCAGCUGGAAGUACAUGGCUAUCAGCUGCCAGGACCGAAAUAUUCGGAUAUUUAACAUCAGCAGUGGAAAGCAGAAGAAGCUGUUUAAAGGGUCACAGGGUGAGGACGGCACACUCAUUAAGGUGCAGACAGACCCCUCAGGGAUCUACAUUGCCACCAGCUGUUCUGACAAGAAUCUCUCCAUUUUUGACUUCUCCUCAGGCGAGUGCGUGGCCACCAUGUUUGGCCACUCAGAGAUUGUCACUGGCAUGAAAUUUAGUAAUGAUUGUAAACAUCUCAUCUCUGUGUCUGGGGACAGCUGCAUAUUUGUGUGGUGCCUGAGCUCUGAGAUGACCAUCAGCAUGAGGCAGCGUCUGGCCGAGUUGCGCCAGCGUCAGCGGGGCGGCAAGCAGCAAGGACCAUCCUCUCCCCAAAGGGCUUCUGGACCCAACCGGCACCAGGCCCCAUCAAUGCUGUCUCCUGGACCGGCUCUCUCAUCAGACAGUGACAAGGAGGGAGAAGAUGAGGGGACUGAAGAAGAACUUCCAGCACUGCCCGUCCUUGCCAAGAGUACCAAGAAGGCACUGGCCUCGGUCCCCAGCCCAGCCUUGCCCCGAAGCCUGUCCCACUGGGAGAUGAGUCGGGCACAGGAGUCCAUGGGGUUCCUGGACCCAGCUCCUGCAGCCAACCCGGGACCCAGAAGAAGAGGGCGCUGGGUUCAGCCAGGUGUGGAACUGAGCGUUAGAUCCAUGCUGGAUCUGCGGCAGCUGGAAACACUGGCCCCAAGCCUGCAGGACCCUAGCCAGGACUCGCUGGCCAUCAUCCCAUCUGGUCCCAGGAAGCAUGGGCAGCAGGCCCUUGAGACUUCACUCACUAGCCAGAAUGAAAAGCCCCCUCGGCCUCAGGCUUCCCAACCUUGUUCCUAUCCCCAUAUUAUCCGAUUAUUGUCACAAGAGGAAGGGGUCUUUGCCCAAGAUCUGGAACCUGCACCCAUUGAAGAUGGUAUUGUCUACCCGGAGCCAAGUGACAACCCCACCAUGGAUACCAGUGAGUUCCAAGUGCAGGCUCCAGCCCGGGGAACUCUGGGAAGAGUGUACCCAGGCAGCAGGAGCUCAGAAAAGCACAGCCCUGACAGUGCCUGCUCUGUGGAUUACAGCAGCAGCUGCCUUUCCAGCCCGGAGCACCCCACUGAAGACUCUGAGAGCAUGGAGCCCCUCAGUGUGGAUGGCAUCUCCUCAGACCUUGAAGAGCCAGCUGAGGGUGAUGAAGAAGAGGAAGAAGAGGAGGGAGGCAUGGGCCCCUAUGGGCUACAGGAGGGCAGCCCCCAGACUCCAGAUCAGGAGCAGUUUCUAAAACAGCACUUUGAGACUCUGGCCAGUGGAGCUGCUCCAGGGGCCCCAGUGCAGGUCCCAGAGAGGUCAGAGUCUCGGAGUAUCUCUUUACGAUUCCUGUUGCAAGUACAGACCCGCCCACUCAGGGAACCAUCCCCGUCCUCCUCAAGCCUGGCACUGAUGUCGAGACCAGCCCAGGUGCCACAGGCAUCUGGUGAGCAGCCGAGAGGCAAUGGUGCCAAUCCCCCUGGAGCACCCCCGGAGGUGGAACCGUCCUCUGGCAACCCCAGCCCCCAGCAGGCAGCCUCUGUGCUGUUGCCACGAUGCCGUCUCAACCCUGACAGCAGCUGGGCUCCCAAGAGAGUGGCCACAGCCAGCCCCUUUUCUGGACUCCAGAAGGCCCAGUCUGUGCACAGUCUGGUGCCACAGGAAAGACAUGAGGCCAGUCUGCAGGCCCCUUCACCAGGCGCACUGCUGUCUCGGGAGAUCGAAGCUCAGGAUGGUCUGGGCUCCCUGCCCCCAGCUGAUGGCCGUCCGUCUCGGCCUCACUCCUAUCAGAACCCCACCACCAGUUCCAUGGCCAACAUAUCCCGCAGUAUCUCUGUUGGGGAGAACCUGGGCCUGGUGGCUGAACCUCAAGCUCAUGCCCCCAUCCGAGUCUCACCACUCAGCAAGCUGGCCCUGCCCAGCCGGGCUCACCUGGUCCUGGACAUCCCCAAACCACUGCCUGACCGUCCUACCCUGGCUGCAUUCUCUCCUGUCACCAAAGGCCGGGCCCCUGGUGAGGCAGAAAAGCCUGGCUUCCCGGUGGGCCUAGGAAAAGCUCACAGUACAACUGAGAGAUGGGCCUGUUUGGGGGAGGGCACCACUCUCAAGCCUAGGACAGAGUGCCAGGCUCAUCCUGGGCCCAGCAGCCCCUGUGCCCAGCAACUGCCAGUCAGCAGCCUCUUCCAAGGCCCUGAAAACUUGCAGCCCCCACCCCCUGAGAAGACUCCCAACCCCAUGGAAUGCACCAAGCCAGGGGCAGCCCUGAGCCAGGACUCAGAGCCAGCGGUGAGCCUGGAGCAGUGUGAGCAGCUGGCGGCAGAGCUCCGCGGCAGCGUGUGCCAGGCAGUGCGGCUCUACCACUCGGUGGCUGGCUGCAAGAUGCCCUCAGCAGAGCAAAGUCGGAUUGCCCAGCUCCUCAGAGACACCUUCUCUUCAGUGCUACAGGAGCUGGAAGCUGUGGCUGGGGCAGUGCUGUCCAGCCCAGGCAGCAGCCCUGGGGCUGUGGGAGCCGAGCAGACACAGGCCCUGCUGGAGCAAUACUCAGAACUGUUGCUUCGAGCCGUGGAACGGCGUAUGGAACGCAAACUCUGAGUUCUGGAAGCCUGUCCCAAGUGAAUGAAUGCCCCAGCGAUUCCAAACUGCAGCCCCUCUGCCCCUCACCAAAACCUGCGGGGCUGCUUGGAGUGGAAAGCAGGGAGCAGUGUUCAGAGGCAAAGCAGCCUUC
Messenger RNA from Pan troglodytes (chimpanzee), 4520 nucleotides. Its product is annotated as mitogen-activated protein kinase-binding protein 1-like. Bases 197 to 4387 code for a protein of 1396 amino acids. Gene Ontology annotation, biological process: positive regulation of JNK cascade; negative regulation of canonical NF-kappaB signal transduction. The record is from RefSeq and is a predicted model, not a curated record. Lineage: Eukaryota; Metazoa; Chordata; Mammalia; Primates; Hominidae. Gene Ontology annotation, molecular function: protein binding. The transcript is spliced from 28 exons. Gene Ontology annotation, cellular component: cytoplasm.